AUGUUCCGAUCAUCCGCUACUCGUUUUGUGUCGUUGUUCAAUGUAAACAAGUACUCAUCAUUGUCGCGCGCAUGUUUCUGCUCCGGUGGCCGCAAGAACUAUGCAGGAAGAAAAUGGAAACAAUCUGCACGUCUAUUGUACCAAAGCAAGAAACGCGGUAUUCUUGAAAAUGACAUACUUAUCGGUGAUUUUGGAGAGAAAUAUCUUAACAAAAUGGACCGCGAAACACUCAAGGAGUACGAUACGUUGAUCAACGGCGACAUCAUGGAGUGGGACUUGUACUAUUACAUGAGUGGUAAGGAAGAGCCUCCGGCCGACGUGGCUAAUUCUGGUGCUUUCCAGCUCCUUAAAAAAUUUGUAGAUGAGAAGGAGUUUGCAAACAGUGUAAACUCCGGCAAACAAUAG
This is a messenger RNA of Ostertagia ostertagi, 405 nucleotides long. The record is from the annotation of a GenBank genome assembly. Lineage: Eukaryota; Metazoa; Nematoda; Chromadorea; Rhabditida; Trichostrongylidae.